Messenger RNA from Hyalella azteca, 8010 nucleotides. Its product is annotated as mediator of RNA polymerase II transcription subunit 12. Gene Ontology annotation, cellular component: mediator complex. NCBI's taxonomy places the organism in Eukaryota, Metazoa, Arthropoda, Malacostraca, Amphipoda, Hyalellidae. Gene Ontology annotation, molecular function: transcription coactivator activity. Gene Ontology annotation, biological process: regulation of transcription by RNA polymerase II. The annotation marks the transcript as partial. The transcript has 21 exons. The record is from RefSeq and is a predicted model, not a curated record.
GAUGAGCUUGAUGACUUGAGUGUGAAGCAAGGCUAUACUCACAGACCUCAAAUUCAAGACGAGUAUGGCAGUGCACUCAACGUUACCUUGAAUUCAGCAAAGGUUGCUGAAAGUUUUAACAGCAUUCUGGAGAAGAAGGCUGAGCUCAAUCAGUUGCCAGACACUGGAAGGAAGAAGCAGCAGAUCAACAUCAAGGACAACUUCUGGCUGGUGACACCACGCUCCAAGUUUGCAUUAGAGGCUUGGUUCACAGACUUGGCUGGCUCAAAGCCCUUGACAUUUCUUGCUAAAAAGGUGCCAAUUUUUCCUAAGAGGGAAGAAAUGCUACUCACGCUCUGCGAGUAUGCAGUACCCACACAGCGUGCAAUUUGGUUCAUCAAAAUGACAUCUUUCUAUCAAGAGACCAAGGCGCUUGAGAUCAAAGCUAAGAAGAGACAACAGCUGGACUUGUCAUUAGACAUGACUGGGACUCUCACGAAAUUUUUGAGGGAACAGCUCUGCAAAAUCAUGGAAGCCUAUGGAGCCUCUCCAGCAUUAGGGAGCACCACGCCAGGAAGCUCAACCCCAGGUUCCAAUACCAACCCUCCAGGCUCCACACCCCCGGGGUCCACUACGCCCUCGUCCUCUCAGCCUCCUCACUCAUCCCCUCACCAAGGCAUUGGCAGCAGUGGAAGCAGCAACCCAUCUUGUGCUCAGCUCAGCCAUAAUCUGCGCAAUUGGAACUACAUUGUACAGAUAGCUCAUUUCAUGUAUCAGGACAACCUGUUGGACCGACAGGAGUACUUGGAGUGGGUGGUUGAGAGCAUCACGCGGUACCGCACCACUGAGCAGGACAGCGUGCUUAGAGUGGUCUUACCUUUAGGAUUACAAUAUCUCGACGAGAUAACUCAGUCUGAGUAUUUGUCUAGGAAACUCUCAUACUUUGCCGCUACUAAAUUACAACUCAUGUGCCAAGAAAAUGGCUAUAACCCUGUAUCUGGGGCUGCAAACUCCACGCCUCCUGCAAGCGACGCUGCGGGCGUCAGUGUCACGGCAGCCAUCAGUGCCCCGCCACAGCCUGGUGCCAUCAGCGGCUCUGCUGCCACCAACACAGGCAGCCUCAUCCACGCUCCUGCCACUCCGGGAAAAAUCACGUCGACUCAGGCAAAUCCAGGCAUCAAUUCGGCGCUGGCAGCAACAUUCCAGGAGCUACUUUCAUGCCACCAGCACCGCCCUAUCAUCCUCGCCCUGUGUGCGUUCGUCCAAGCCGUGUGCCUCGACUGCCCCACGGCGUUUGUCUGGAACUACGCAGGAGACCGGCGCAACUGGUGGCUCUCUGGGUCACCACUUGACCACUUGCCCUGUGCGCCGUCUCAACUGCCAAUGCCUCCGCGCUUAAACAAUCCCGCCGUCAGGAAUGAGCUCAGGCAAAUGGAAGAGCACUUGAAGCAACGCACUCGAGCUGCAGAGAACCGUUGGUCUAUGGACAAAUAUGGCAGGAAUAUAACUGGCUUCACGAUACACAGAGUCUUGUUGGCUUUGGAUGCUUUGGACCGACACGCUUUUGACAGAGUAGAAGCCCUCAGUUCUCUCGACACACUCUAUACUAAAAUUUUUACCCUCAGCAAAGAUAGCCAGAAUGAAUCUAAUGGGGCUGUUGCCGUAGGAAACUCGUCGAGCGGCUUGGGCAGUGGGUCUGGUGGCUCAGGUGGUGGUGGAGGAUGCACGUUGCUGUACCGUAACCACACACAUGCGACCGUCAACACGGGCAAGCUGAAAGGUGGCACGUGGCCGGAGUGCGGGGACGGCUGGGAGGACGCCGUCGUGACCACCAUCUGCGAGUGGGCGGUGACCAUGGAACGUUGUGGCGAGCACAGGGCCGUCGUCGCCGCUCGUCUCAUUGAGAAGCGCCAGACGUUCUUGCUCUCGCAAGCUGAGUCUAGUAGUGGCGGGGAGUCAGCCUCUUCUUCCUCGUACUAUCCUUUCCAAAAUCUACUACUCAAGUUUCUGGACGUCCAGGCGCCUGUGUACAGCGACUGCAAAGGUUCAAAUCGGUCUCGGGAGUUUGGCAAUCUUGUGUUAUUGUUUUCUGAGCUCAUCCGACACGACGUAUUCAGUCACGACGGCUACAUGUGCACACUUAUUUCACGUGGCGAUCUCGCUGACCCACCGGCGCUGCUGAACCCUCCUGCCCUCUCUUCUACUUAUCCAGACGCUGCUGAAGAGAAAAGAGAUACAAUGGAUGACGACCUCGAUAAAAUACUACAGAAUAUCACUACAAAAGAUGAAGAUGGUGGUCACGAUAUUUCUCCUCAUCACGAUUUGUCAGGGGGAUCGGCUAUGAUGGAGGACGGUCUCAACAGCGGCAGUGCUAGCCGAGCAAGAAGCCUUGCAGCGGACGGCGACUCACUCCGUAAAUCACCUCCCCGGCAUCUUAUUUACGCUCAACACUUCCCACUGCCUUCAGAUGACUCGUACGCGCACGAGACUAACCAGCGGUAUGUCCUGCUCUAUGGAGUUGGCAAGGCUCGGGAUGAAGCUAGACAUGCUGUUAAAAAACUUACUAAAGAAAUACAGAAAUUGUUCAGUAAGAAGUUCAGCAUUGAUAUAGCUGAAGGAGGCAAGGUAAAGAAAUCGAGUCGUGGAGAAUUCAGUUUCGAAAGUCUCCUUAGUCGCUUUACAAUGCUGUCCUACUUCGACCAGCACUGCAUCACCAGCAAUGUGGCGACCCAGGUGCUGGAGAUGCUGUGUGGCUGUGGCGCAGGUAACAGCAAUUACUUGCCGCUCCUAGACCACGUUGCUUUCCUCAUGGACCUCAUGGAGACGGGACUGAACAUACAUGGUUUGCUGCAGUUGUGCGUACAAAUCAUCAAAGAAAUUGUCGAAAUUGAGGCGGUGCUUACAGAACGCGCCUGCUUGAGCGGUACUUAUUGUCCUCAGUUGACUUUACUCGUCAUGGGCGUUUUGCGUAAGUACAGCAAAUGGCUUCUCGUGUCACAGGAUCAAACUUUACUAGUUUUUGAGAGACUUUUGCGUCUCGUCAAACAUGUCCCAAAUCCCAGUGAAUGCACUUCUGCAGAACGCAUUGUCUUCUCUUAUCUCCAUACUCUUUACAAUUCUUGUUGCUUCAUAAAAGCUAAACACAGCGAAAGCUUUGCUCCUCUCUUAACCCGCAUCCGCCUGGCGAUGAACUGCUCUCACGCAUCUGAUAGCAAACACAGGUACAACCCUCACAUCAUGGAGGACUACAUCAGCAACCCGAAGCUGCGAGUGGACAUUGCACUAGUGAAGCAGCAGCUUGCAGAGCCUGCUAACCGCUAUAGCUUUGCCUGCAGUGCGAUCAUGGCUGCAGUAAAAGCUACAUCCAACACACGGCUCAAUGACAUUGCUAUUAUGUGUGCUGAAAUGACUGCCUGUUGUACUGCUCUCAACUCGGAGUGGCUUGGCAUACUCAAUGUUCUGUGUUCGUCAGUGAGCAGUGCUAACAUUGCGAGUGGUGCCGUAGGUGUUGGUGGUGGAAACUCUCCAUACAGUGACGUAGUGGCCGAGGUCGACUUAAGAAACCCACGAACUGCCGCAGCCGCGCAUGCUUCUCUGUCUGUGUUCACUGCCGUUCUCAUAGCCAGGGACUGCUUUAGUUUCGAGGAACUACUCGACCGAGUUGUCGUUCACUCCCUUAAAGCAGCCUGGAACAACGGGAAAGGAAAUCCUGAAGUGGAGCCAGGUGCCCGACUGUCCUGUCACUUGCUGCUCAGAAUAUUCCAGAGUAUUGACUCGUCUCAGCCUGCACAGUAUUGCCCCGGUAGUCCGAGCAGCGGCAGUGGAGGCCCUGGCACUAUUCAAAGAAACGUACGUCUGAGCUGCGACAGACACCUCCUAGUUGCGGCUCAUCUCACCUUCAGAAUGGAGCCUGUGCUGGCGUUUCUAAAGGCCAUGUUGAUAGUGAGCGACGCGAUGAGCGGGCUGAGCAAGAACAGCAGCAGUAGCAUCUCCGAUAUUCUGGGCACUUCUUAUUCGGCAGCAUCCGAACCUGUGCCCGCCGGGUGCAGUGUUGAGAAAGCCCCGCUCUCCGACUUCGCUCGGUACGCACUACACCAAAUCUGUAGCCAGGAUUGGGUUCGUGAGAUUUGUCUCAAGUGUCCUGAAAAAUUGUGCAACAGUGACAACCUCCUCGAUAACAUCCUCACUCCAUCGCAGGCACAACGAGUUCUGCAUCACAUCUGCCACCCAGACUCACCAAACCACAACACCAGCUCCACUGACCAGGCUACCGUCAUCACCAGCAUUCUGAGCGACCUCGACGAGUGGCGGCUCAGGAUAUCUUGGCUGGACCUGCACCUCAUGUACGAACAGCUGCGCUCCACGCCCCCCGAGCUAAACCAAUGGCUCGAUAACGUUUCUCACGUCGCCCUCCAGAUGUUCUGUCAGGAUGUCCCGCCAACCACCAUGAAGCAGUUCAGUGCGUGCAAAGCGAGGCGACGAAAGCUGAGUUCUUUGAGCCUCGUAGCUCCACUCAUCUCGCGGCUCCCUCGCAUGGUGCAGAGCCGCGUUCUCAAGGCAUGUGGUGAAGUGCUCAACUCCGUCAAUUUCGCUGCGUACAGCAGUCAUAAUGUGCCUGUUAUACCUCAGCCUGGCAGUCUGCCUGGUGUUGGCAGUGGCGUUGGCAGUUCCAGUAGCUCCCUUUCUGGUCUCGGCGGACAAGGAAGUUCCCAGUCCCAUAACUCUGGAGGCGUUGGGAACGGGUGCGCGGGAGGUGUUGGCGGUGGCAGCGGCGGCGGCAGACAUGCACAAAUUCCUGUACAAAACCAGCGGCCAUUCCUGCGUCUGAUGCUCAUGUGCCUCGAGGCUGCACAGGACGACACGCUCAGCGACCUUCUGGAGAACCUGCGCAUGCAGCUCAUGCAGCCCGUCGUAAUCUAUAGAGAACUGGGCCGAAACCGCUGCGAAGUAGAUCCUCAGAAGCGACGCCUCAUGCUGGAGGCUUUGCGUCUGCGCUUUGGUCUCAUUGGUGGCUUGUUUGACGUGAUCCUGGCGUGCUGCUCUAACGUCAUCAUCACAGAGUGGGCCAUUCAACUGGUGCAGCUUGUGGUCGCCGGGGUCAUAGACCUCACCAACAACAGUGAGCUGUUCACGACGGUGUUGGACAUGCUGGCAGCGCUGAUCCACGCAACGCUCGUGUCAGACCCUGGCACCGACACGAGAGAGGAGAACAAGCGCCAGUACUACAACCUCGUCAAGAAAAUUAAAAAGGAGGUGGGCGAGUUGAACAACGUGUCGAUGAGGCUGGUGCGGCAGCUCAUUCCCAUUCCCAAGGCACAGAUGGAAGUGGUGGUCAUGGAACCCUGGGGCUCCAUCACUGACAACAAAGGCAACCGCCACCAGGACUUCGAUAAGGAUAAGAAACACGGAGUGCAGGGAGCGGACAAGCAGAAGCUGAACCCAUGGGAUCUGCUGGAGGGUCACCGUAGCCCGGCUCCGCUGAGCUGGGCCUGGCUGGCGGCGACACGCCUCACUCGCAAGACACUCAAGUACCACGACACGCACCAGCUGCUGCGCUUCCACACGCACACGCAGCAGAAGCCUUUCUCUUACUUCCUGGAGCCGCCUCCUCUGCCGCCGGAGGACUUGGAGCCCGUGCCUGAGAAGCAGGUAAUCUUGUCUCAACUGCCAGGCCUGCUGAAGGAGGAAGUGAAGGCUCCUGACACGCCCACGUCUGAUCACAGUCCUCGCCCUAACACCAAGCAAGGUCGUGGCGGUGUUGGCGCUGCCGGCAAGAACUCCAGCAGCAGGAAGAGGAAACCACGAGCUCCUCCCGCGAUGCCUGCCAUGAACCAAGUCGCUGCCAUGCCGAUGAACUUCCAGCAGGCAAAUUACGGGAAUGUGGGCGGUGGGCCGGUGGGCGGAGGCAUGUCGCAAGUGUCGCAGUGGACUGGCAACUACGCCCAGCCUCAGCCCCAGCAACCUCAGCCUCCUCAGCAGCAGCCCCAACCUUACUACCAGCAGCUCCCCCCAGGUGGAGGCUCGCGGUAUCCUGUCUACUCUCAGAACCGCAACGCCAUCCGCCAGGCUCUGCUGGAGCGUCAGCAUAACGGCAUGUCGGGCGCCAUGGUGGGCGCUGGGCAGAACCCUCAGCAGCAGCAGCCUCCACCUUUCGCCACCAUGGGGGCCAUGAUGAACCCCCACCAAAGUGGUCCAAUGAUCAGGCAACAAUUGAGAGGAGCAAUAGCGGCCAGGCCUCAGCCAGGAGGCUUGUAUCCUAACAACCCAGCGGCCGCGGCAGCCAUGCAGGGAGCUUUGGUGGCGCGCCAGAACAUGCCAGGCCAGCCUGGUGGGAUGUACAACCCAGGUGCUGGAGGUCCUGGUGGCCAGGGAGUGAACAGCUCGCCUGCUGCUGCCAUGGCUGCUCAGUACGGCGGAUAUCAACAAGGCGGGCCAAUGAUGAACAGUGCCGGGGCUGCAGGCGCCUCGAUGAUGAGCCACAGCUACCAGCAAGGCGGGUAUCAAGGACCCGGCAUGAUGGGCAUGAGGACUCCUCAGCAGCCUGGGUACAUGAGCCAGAGGCCGCAGUACAUGCAGACGACCUCAGGAGCUGGCACCAUGGGCAUGAUGAGUGGAGGUCAGGCCUACGCCAGACCCGGCAUGUCCGGCAUGGCGGGAGGUGGCGGUGGCGGUGGCAUGUCGGGAGGCACCUUAGGUCCAGGAGGGGCCAUGGUAGGAGGUGGCGGUGGCAUGGGUGGAGGUGGUGGUGGCAUGGGUGCAGGUGGUGGAAUGGGUGGAGGUGCUGGAGGCCCUGACGGCAGUAUGAUGCACCAUCGCAUGAUGUUGGGGGCCGUCACCACCACGAGCAAUGCCAACCAGCAGUCGCAGCUGCUCUCUCAUAUGCAGCGACCCAUGCAGCAACCACAGCAGCAACAGCAACAACCUGUGGUACAACAACAGCAGCAACAACAGGCACCUGUCUCGGCGAACGCCCAACAGCAGCAAAGUCAACAAACGCAGCGACAGACCAUGAUGGGCCAAGGGAGAGGGUACCCUCAACCUCCGUACUAAAUCUCCAAGAAAAUUAUUAUGACACUUCAGUUUAAGUGGCGAAAUUUCGCGCCACUGUGUCGUUUAUGUUGCUCUAGUUGUAACUAUAUUUCUGCAUAUUAUAUGCAUUGUUUAAAUGUUGUUUUUUCGACACUGGGUCUGAAGAAGAUUAUGAAAAUCUAUCACUAUUACUGUGAUAAGUAGAGGGAACAAUUCAAGCAUCUCUUAGUUUAAACACAUUUCCUAUUUUCCUGAUAACAAUUAAUGAUAUCGCCUAGCUUUUCCUGAAAAGGCUUUUUCCUCGUGAAAAGCUGAGCAUUCCAUCGUGGAAUUUUAUACCAAGUGAUUGCUGAAGCUGAUACUCUAUGUCUAUGUCAUCCACGUACUCUGAAUCACGAAUAAUGAACUUAUAAUUGUUUGAUAAAAUUUGUCCAUGCGCUACAUUUUUAUAUUAGGUUUAGUUGACUGAAAUUUUUCCUGAAAUGUAAGACUAACGAAUUCGCCCAUGAGCUAAUAUUUGCUUUAUUACUAUUGAAAUGAGUUCCUCGUAGCUAAAUGAACUGGUGGCCCCUUGGUUGCUAUUUGCUGUAUUUAAUCGUCAAAUUUGCAAUUAAAUUUUAGUAAUGAAUAGUCCAUUUAAUUCGUGUCGACUUAUUUCCAUGGGACUAUCCUUGUCACUGUCGAGAACCACCUCUUCAUGUAUGAUUUUCCUAACCAAUAUUUAUUUGUACAUGGUACGGUAUUUAUAAGUUAAUUAAGUUAAUAAUUCAUACCUUAAUAUUUAUUGAUUUACUUUACGGCAAAUGCCAAGGUGUUGUUUGCCUUUCACAAGAUAUUUGGCUGGUUGAUGGUGGGAAGGCGGAUCAUUUGUUCCCAAAUUUCUCUUGAUGAUAUAGUGAAAAUCUACGGAGAUUUUAUUCUUGACUGGAAUAUACAGAUAAUAGCGGUUUCAGCGUCCAUUAGGCCGCAGGCCUUUCGCUGAUUCUUAACAUUGCAGAACAC